AUGUGCUUAAGCAAGAAAAAACUGUAAUCGUUUUGGUAGUCUGAAACCCAAUCAAUAUUCGCUCAUUCGUUUGGUCCCCAGGUCAGGUGUCGCUUUCGUGAAAUCUAGGCAUUUUGUCGCUACACUUCCUUGUGCGGGGGUGUGUGGUGGGUGCAACUUUUUCCACGGAGGAUUGCCUGGGACUGAGACUUCCAGUAAGUGUUUUGAAACACGCCCUUUUCACUUCAGUCAGUGAGUGUAUUUGAGAUGUAGAAGGGAGAACAACGUUGAGCGUUACAGUUUCCUUGACGAGCUCUACGCAGUCCGCACACUUCCCAAGAAAAUACAACAUGUUCGUGUUCUUUGUAGCUAGGUUAGGCUGCAUAUCCUAAAACAUCUACCAGCGAAGAUAACACACAGGCCAAGAUGCUGAAACUUGCUUUCGUAGUGAUUGUCCUGGUUUUGAUUGAAGGAUCGUCUUCUCGGCACAUUGAUGUGACGUGUGUCAAUGACUUCGAUAGAACAAUGAUGUGUGCAUUUACACCGGAGCAGUCUACCAAUUGCUCGGAGUACUCUCUAAAAAUAGAGUUUAAUCCAGACGAACCACUACUAAAGAGAGAUUAUGGCUGCUCUCUUAGUAGUGUCGGUUGCGACAAAUGUUGUUGCACUAUUGACGUUGAGGUUGGCUUUUUGCACGGUGAAGACAGUAAAGUUACCGUGGAGAGAAAUGGAACACAUGGGAAACACAUUAUCAACACCUCAAAACACAUAAAGCCCAAAACUCCAACAAUCAUAAGCGUGAAUCUAACAGCAGAUGGGAAUACAAAUGUGACAUGGCUGACCCACUAUGAAGGAAAGUCUUUUUUAAAAGAUUUAAAGACUGAACUUGAAUUUAAAUCUAUGAAGGCUGGCGAAUGGAACAAAGUUACUGAAGAAGCCAUUCAUAAAACACAUUAUGAAUUUAAUAAUUUAGAACCAAACACAGAGUAUAUUGUCAAAGCCAGGGUCAAGGCCAUAAUCAAUGACGAAUCUCACUUCAGUGACUGGAGUCAAGAGGUUCCAUUUCUCAGUGGCAAUGUUGAAAAUGUUACUAAGAAAGUUGUGCCAGUCAUAUGUCUGAUCCUGAUCGCCAUCGUUUGUACAUUAGUCUGCUGCUAUGUUAAAAUCAAGAAAAACAAGGAAAGUAAGGAUUCAUUUUCUCCAAGGAUUGAAUUAAAUUCAAUUUAUCUCAUCGGGACAGAACAUAAGGUAGGCCUACUCUGUCCAGAAUAUACUUCUACAUCCAGGAUGGAGGUGUUUAUUCCAAAACAGCACAUCAUUGAAGAGGAGAAAAGCAUAACCUCCAUCUCAGUUGGUAGUAGUGGAAACAGCAACCUUAUUGAAAGCAUAAACUCCAACUCAACUUCAGUGGAUUAUGGGUUCGUUGAAAAGGAUCAGAACCAGAUCUUGGAACGGCUACUGUCAGCUGUCCAGCAAGAUUUGGAGCGAGUGCGCCAGGCCCAGUCAGCUCCAGGGACAAAGCCCUUGGUUUUACAAAGCCUCUCUGACUAUGAAAGUGUCGGCAUGCAAGAGUCAAAGAAAGCCUGUAGCCCCUGCUUAGCCUCACAGAGCAACUCAGGGUCGUCUUUUGACAACCGGUGCUACUCCGUCCCCACCAGCCCUUCCCCUUGCGAGUCCUCUUUUUUUGUGCCGUCAUUGUGCUGUGACCUUGGCUACCAGUCAAGUGAGAGUUUUGGCCAGCCGGUGUUGAUGGAGAUGGAGGGAGGCGAUGUUCUUUUGCCCCCACUCGUCCCAACAGAACUUGCCUACCGACCUUGUGAUGGCUGCUUGAUCGGUGAGGCAGAAUGUCCCCCCCGGUCAGAAAAUGUGGAGGCUAACGGGAGCUUUGUGAAACCCAUGGGACAGGGUGUGAGCAUUUGCAUGGAUCGGACUCUGCAGGGCAUUGAGGAGGAGCAGGGCUGUGCACAGCGGUUAGUUUGUAGCAAGACCCUGUUUCAGCCCUGUCCUCUUCCUCUUGGGGAGUGCGGCCCACUCCUAUGCGAUGAUGAAUAUCGGUCUGUGCCGAAUUUGAUUCCAAGCUGAGAGGCACAAGCAUGCACGUGGAACAGCACCUUUUAUGGGGAGGUAUUUAAUUUAAGUUUAGAACCAUUUUCUGUGUGUGUGUUGUUUGUGUAUGAAUGUUGGUGUGUGUGCACGUUUGUGUGCUAGUGUGUAAACAUCUGUGUGUAUAUACACGUGUGUGUUUGGAGGAACCUGUUUUCAGCCCUGUCCUCUUCCUCUUGGGGAGUGAUCCCUAUCUCAAAGGAUUGUACCGUGACUUUUGAUCUGAAUAAUUCAUUUGUGACAUUACCUGCGUUCCUGCUGAGAUGAAGAAACCAGUUUGAGUUGCCUGAGUACUGUUGUUCUGUACACACUAUUGCUAUGUCUGCCAAAGCCAUAUAUAUAGUUUGAUAAUAUCUGAUAUGAUGUUUACCCACUGUUGAGAACUAUCUGUAAAUAUGAAUCUUUUGUUUGUGUUGACCUUCUUCAUACAUAAACGCAGACAGCUUCUUCAUACAUAAACGCAGACUAGUGUCAUUGCAUUCCUUAUUACAGAAGAUGCACAUUCGCAGCUCAAGAACUUUAGUGUGUUU
Molecule: messenger RNA, 2612 nt
Organism: Alosa alosa (allis shad)
Lineage: Eukaryota; Metazoa; Chordata; Actinopteri; Clupeiformes; Clupeidae
Exons: 10
Coding region: 406-2061 (551 amino acids)
Biological process (GO): cytokine-mediated signaling pathway
Cellular component (GO): external side of plasma membrane
Molecular function (GO): protein binding; cytokine receptor activity
Source: RefSeq, a predicted model, not a curated record